GCCACCAUUUAUCUCCUCCUGCACCUUCGCUUUCUCACUCAGACGAAGUGAUCCCAUCGCUCGCACUUCUUCUUCUUCUUCUUCUUCUUCCUCUUCUUCUUCUUUUGCUGUUUCCCUAUCUGUCUCUGUCUGUCUAGUCUUCUGGGGCAAAUAGAUGGUCACGGUCUCCCGCAGUUCUCACACCGCCAGGAGUAUGGCCAUGCCGCCUCUCGCCUCGCUCGUCCUGCUCCUCGCCGCCACUGCGGCUUCCCUCGCUUCCUGCUCGGUCAUCGUCAAGACCCUGCCCGGGUACUCCGGCGAACUUCCGUUCUCGCUCGAAACCGGGUAUGUGGGAGUAGGGGAGGACGAGGUAGUGCAGCUGUUUUACUAUUUCGUGGAGUCGGACAGGAAUCCUUCCGAAGACCCGCUUCUUCUCUGGAUCGAAGGCGGCCCCGGCUGCUCCAGCCUCGGCGGUUUCUUCUUCGAAAACGGUCCACUGAAUUUUCAGACCAGAGAUUACAAUGGAAGCUUACCCAGUCUCCAUCCCAACCCAUUCUCAUGGACCCAGGGCAUGAACAUCAUAUUUUUGGAUGCACCCGUGGGGACGGGGUUCUCUUACUCGACCACCACCGACGGCUACAAUGUGGAUGACUACUCCUUUGUGGCACAAAGCUACGAAUUCUUGCGAAAGUGGUUGGUGAAUCAUACGCAAUUUUUGGAGAACCAAUUCUACGUGGGGGGCACCUCUUAUUCCGGAAUGGCUGUUCCUAUGAUCGUGGAAACGAUCUUGGAAGGAAUUGCAGCCGGGAAUGAGCCAACUAUCAACUUGAGGGGUCUCUUGAUGAGCAACCCGGUGACGGAUGCAUUCAUAGACGAUAACUCGAGAGUCGAAUAUGCUAACCGGAUGGCGCUCAUUUCAGACCAGCUUUACGAGGCGGCCAAAACAAACUGCAAUGGCGACUAUGUGAACGUCGACGAUGACAAUGUUCAGUGCAUCGUAGAUAUAAAUGCCAUCGACGAGCUCACCAGCCAAAUCCUGACGGUCCACAUCCUGGAGCCGGAUUGCAGCAACGCCCUGCCUGAUCCACAAGACGACGCUUCCCUCCGAAGAUAUCUCCGGGAAAAUGCCACGGCCAAGUCCACGGACCAUCCCCUCCAUGGGCCCGCACUCUGGUGUCGUAACUACAACCACAUGCUCUGCUAUAUUUGGGCGAACAAUAAAAGCGUUCAAGAAGCGCUUCAUGUCCGACCGGGGACAACGACCUACUGGCCAUACUGCAACAUGACAUUAGCUUACACGAAGGUCGUUAGCAGCGUCGUCGAUUAUCACAAAAACCUCACCAAGGCAAACGUACGGGCUCUCAUCUUCAGUGGGGAUCAUGAUAUGUCAAUCCCGCACAUCGGUACUCAAGCCUGGAUAAACGCUCUGAAUCUGACUUUAGAUGAGAGUUGGAGGGUGUGGUCUGUGGACGGCCAGACAGCAGGAUACGUCAAGACGUACCUUAAGGAUGAUUAUAGCCUGACGUUCACCACGAUCAAGGGAGCAGGACAUUUCGCGGCAGAAUACAAGGUCAAGGAGUGUUUUCACAUGGUGGAUAGAUGGAUGGCUUACUACCCCUUGUAAAAGGAAUAUCAAGCCUAGGAGACACUUUGAGCUCAACAGUAUUAGCAAUCACUGCUUUUCUCGUGCAACGCCAUGUUUUGACGGGAUGAUUGUAGCUCCUUUCUGCUGAUAUUAGAGGAAAAUAAAACUACUCUGAUGAAUGAUCUCGCAAGCAAUUGUCGGAAUAGAUUGUUGGUUUCUUUGCCGCAA
This is a messenger RNA of Syzygium oleosum, 1792 nucleotides long. RefSeq names its product serine carboxypeptidase-like 13. Bases 155 to 1603 code for a protein of 482 amino acids. The transcript has 14 exons. The record is from RefSeq and is a predicted model, not a curated record. NCBI's taxonomy places the organism in Eukaryota, Viridiplantae, Streptophyta, Magnoliopsida, Myrtales, Myrtaceae. Gene Ontology annotation, biological process: proteolysis; secondary metabolic process. Gene Ontology annotation, molecular function: acyltransferase activity, transferring groups other than amino-acyl groups; serine-type carboxypeptidase activity.